AUAUAGGCACAUAGCUACCAAGCUGGUAGCAAAUCAAAGGAGAGAGAAGUUGUAAGUGAAGGAAAGAUGAGGGUUAUAAUUCCAUGUAGAAACAAAUGCAGCUUGGUUCUUCCACUUGUCUGGCUUUCUGUUUAUACACUACUUUUGCAGUACACUGCUGCAAGAACUAACGUUGCAGCCAAUGAAGAUGCAGGUGGUGGGACCAAAGCUUAUAUUGUGUAUAUGGGAGAAAGGAAGCACAAGGAUGUGGAGCUAGUCACGAAAUCCCACCAUGAAAUGCUGGCCUCAGUUCUAGGAAGCAAAGAAGCAACUCUGGAUUCAAUGAUAUACAGUUACAGACAUGGCUUCUCUGGUUUUGCUGCCAAGAUGACUGACUCUCAGGCACGAUAUAUUGCGGAGUUACCGGGCGUGGUUCAAGUACUGCCCAACCGCUUAUACAAGAUGCACACGACGAGGAGUUGGGACUACCUCGGUCUCUCUCCUCAUUCCACCACGAAUCUUUUGCACGAUACCAACCAAGGCGAUGGUGCUAUAAUUGGCGUCUUCGACACAGGCGUGUGGCCAGAGUCAGAAUCUUUCAAUGACAAAGGCCUGGGCCCCAUCCCUGCUAAAUGGAAGGGCUUUUGCACAUCGGGAGACGCCUUCAAUCCGAAACAGCAUUGCAACAAAAAAAUUAUCGGGGCUCGCUACUUCAUCAACGGGUUUCUUGCUGCAUAUGGAGAAUUUAAUGCAACAGAAGCUAACGAGUUCAUCUCAACCAGAGACUCAGCAGGUCAUGGCACGCACUGUGCCAGCAUUGCAGGCGGUUCGUUUGUAAGAAAUGUGAGCUUCCAGGGCCUGGCUGGUGGCGUGGCUCGAGGGGGUGCACCGCGAGCACGGCUAGCCAUCUACAAGGUGGGCUGGAUUGGCGGUGCCGUUUCAUCUGUAGACAUUCUGAAAGCCUUUGAUGAGGCCAUCCAUGAUGGAGUUGAUGUUUUAUCGAUAUCCUUGGGCAUUGAUUUACCUCUGUAUCCUGAAAUAGACAAACUGGAUGUGAUUUAUUAUGGCUCGUUCCACGCGGUAGCACAUGGAAUAACAGUGGUAUGUUCGGCAGGAAACUCAGGUCCAGAAUAUCAAACAGUUGAGGAUGUAGCACCAUGGGUCAUAUCUGUCGCGGCUAGUACUAUUGAUAGGUCAUUUCCCACUCCUAUCGUCCUGGGAAACAAACAAGUUUUCACGGGUCAGGCAAUGUUUGAUGGCAAAGAUACCGGCUUCCUCAAAUUGGCCUACAUAGAGAGAGGAGACGUAGGUGGGGAGCGGUAUUGUGAAUACAUAACAGCAAAUGAUACGUGGGUAGCUGGAAAAGUGGUGCUCUGCUUCACUGUAGAAGGAAGUGAGGAUGAUAUAAUCAGAGCAGCAUCAACUGUCCAGGAAGCCGGUGCAUUGGGGCUUAUUGCAACCAAAAAAACCGUUGUCGCAUUGUCUCCAUAUUACAGUAGCUUCCCAUUAAUUUUAGUGACUUUUGACAUCGCUACACAGAUACUGAAUUACAUCCGUUUUACAAGGGAUCCUGUGGUCCGUCUGAAGCCGACAAAGACAUAUUUUGGCAACCAAGCCUCCACCUACAUAGCAUCGUUCUCAUCACGAGGCCCUAAUUCUCUUUCUCCAGCAGUUCUGAAGCCCGAGAUAGCAGCACCAGGAGUUGAUGUAUUAGCAGCGUACGUUCCGACCACAUUAAGUCCACAGGGAUACAGCUUUGACUCAGGAACGUCCAUGGCGGCCCCUCAUAUAGCAGGAAUUGCAGCUCUCCUCAAAUCCUUGCACCCACAUUGGUCUCUGGCUGCUAUAAAGUCAGCACUUGUCACAACAGCAUGGACGAUGGACCCUUACUCUGGAGAGCCCAUUUUUGCAAAGGGACAGAUACCAAAGCUGGCCGAUCCAUUCGACUACGGUGGUGGACUUGUCAACCCGAACGCAGCAAGAACUCCCGGCCUAGUGUACGACAUAGGAACUCAAGACUAUGUGAAUUAUCUCUGUGCUAUGGGUUAUAGUGAAACCGACAUCAAUCAGCUUACAGGACGGCCCAAAUCCUGUAAGAAAUCGAGCAACUCUGUACUAGACUUGAACCUUCCUUCAAUUACAGUUCCAAACCUUAAAGGGUCAGUUACUAUAAGAAAAACUGUCACAAAUGUUGGAGAUGAAAACUCAAAGUACGAAGCCGUUGUCGUCCCGCCUCUCGGCACUGUUGUGAAAGUGAAUCCUAAGCAUUUGCAGUUCAGUCCUGAGGUCAGGGAGAUGAGCUUCAAGGUCAAAAUAACCACACUGCACAACAUCACCACGGAGUACUACUUUGGAAGCUUGACUUGGAGUGACGGAAAGCAUGAAGUCAAGAUCCCUAUAUCUGUGAGAACUGAGUUUCCACAAGUUUAUGGUAAUUAGUAAGGGCAAGGAUGAAAUGAAUUGCAAAUCAGGUCCAAAUCACUGUCCUACUACUGCACUUCAUUUGCACAUGAGAUGAAUAUCUCUUGUUGUAUUCUUGAUCAAUAAACAUUAAAGACGAGGAGAUAUGAUGUUUCUUUAGAAAAUUGCAAUUUUGGUAUCA
Messenger RNA from Sesamum indicum (sesame), 2581 nucleotides. RefSeq names its product subtilisin-like protease SBT3.6. Gene Ontology annotation, molecular function: serine-type endopeptidase activity. Lineage: Eukaryota; Viridiplantae; Streptophyta; Magnoliopsida; Lamiales; Pedaliaceae. Gene Ontology annotation, biological process: proteolysis. The record is from RefSeq and is a predicted model, not a curated record.